GCAGCCAAUCCAGACUUCCUCUCCCUGCUGGCCUCUCAAACAAGCAUUCCAUGAGAGUAUGGGAGUGCAAUCCAGAAGCAGGCAAAGCCUCUCCUGCCUUGCUCAACAGAUGAUGGGGAUGGGACACUGCUGCAGAUCCAGCUUGUCUCUCAAAGGGUGCAGCCAAUACAGCAGCAGAGUGAAGAGCAGAGGUGCCUGGGCUGAGAACAGUCCCUGUUGCUUUGUUUUCUCUAUUGAAGAACGGCUCCAGCUACGUUGGGCCACAAAAUUUGCUCUGUUGUGAAAGUUCAAGUCCUACAUCCCACACGGUGGACUUCCCAUCGUUAUGCAGGCUCUCUUUGGACUUUUCCUCUUCUCUGUGCUGCUAACUACAGGUGCCUCUUUGGAGUGUGAUACCUGCAAGGGAACAAACACCUGCACAGGCACGAGAGAGGCUUGUACUGAGGGUCAAGAUGCCUGUGCCAUCUCUUUCAUCAAAGUCAGCAUAGAUGGAACCAAGUUUGUAAGGAAGAGCUGUACAUCCUCUGAGGCCUGCAAAGUGGGAGUAGCCGAGGUGACUUACAGCCAAGGAAAGUACAGCACAGAAAGUAUUACCUGUUGCAAAGAGGAUGGCUGCACACCUGUCGAUCCUAAAUUUCCACCACGGAACACCAAACCCAAUGGAGGGUCUUGCCCAGGCUGCUCUUCUAACUCAGGCAACUGCACUGUGGAAGUUGUGAAGUGUACUGGCUCUGACACUUACUGCAUUAGUUUUGUAUUGGUUCCAGGGGAGAAUGUCGUAGACAAAAUCAUGAAGGGCUGUAUUAGCGAAGCUUCCUGUACCCACUUAAAAACGUACAAAGGGGCUGUUUUUGGUGAUGCUCCUUUAAGUAAUGUUGAGUGUACCCUAGCUGAGGGCCUUUCACCCGACAAACCCUCUGCUUCUCCUUCCCCCUCUCCCUCAUUUGAAUUCUUCCUCCUGGUUCUGCUGAUGAAGCUCCUGUUACUCUUCCUCAGAUCCCACAUAUCCCUGUCCCAGGUUUCCGGAUCCCAAUCCCAGGAUGUAAUGAGAGACCUUACUUUGGGGGGGCUCGGUACCUCUUUAAAGUGUGAAACUUGCAUGGGAAUAAGCACCUGUAAAGGCGAGUUCCGGACUUGUCCAGAUGAUAACAAUUCCUGUGGUAUCAAUUUUAUGGAACAUUCAAAUGGUGGUAACAAAACUUUCUUUAUGAUAAAGAAGAGCUGUGUGUCCACUGCCAACUGUAUGUCUGAACCAAUUGAUUUGACUUAUGGGAAAGGGCAGUUUGUCAGGGAAAGGACCUUCUGUUGCAGGGACGUUCCCUGCUUAAUACCCCCUCUGGAAUUGGAGGAUGAAAACUAG
Rhineura floridana is the source of this 1360-nucleotide messenger RNA. RefSeq names its product phospholipase A2 inhibitor and Ly6/PLAUR domain-containing protein-like. The record is from RefSeq and is a predicted model, not a curated record. Gene Ontology annotation, molecular function: phospholipase inhibitor activity. The coding region runs from base 326 to 1360 and encodes 344 amino acids. Gene Ontology annotation, cellular component: extracellular region. Lineage: Eukaryota; Metazoa; Chordata; Lepidosauria; Squamata; Rhineuridae. The transcript is spliced from 11 exons.